Gymnodraco acuticeps is the source of this 6958-nucleotide messenger RNA. Its product is annotated as receptor-type tyrosine-protein phosphatase beta-like. Gene Ontology annotation, molecular function: protein binding. The transcript is spliced from 24 exons. The record is from RefSeq and is a predicted model, not a curated record. Bases 423 to 6455 code for a protein of 2010 amino acids. Lineage: Eukaryota; Metazoa; Chordata; Actinopteri; Perciformes; Bathydraconidae.
GUCAAGGUGAAGAAGAUAGCACAUCCUGAGGCACAACCAAGCAGUUAAGACUAAUGAACAGUUGUGUCACUCUUUACAUGCAUAAAUAACUACAGAAAAGGUGAAGGUUAAAGUGGGCCUCCCCAGGGGGGAAUCCAAACUGUUUUAGGGGAAGCAGUGAAUUGAAGUUUGUUCAGGGAUAUACGGAGUGUUUACUGUUUUCCUGGUCAGAAAUAAAUAGUCUGAAGUUAUGUUAAACAGCACAUUCGGCUUUCCUAGUUUGAUUUGUCUACUAUUGGAUCAAUAGACAAGGGAUGUCCACAGUCACAGACUUGUAAACCCCCUUGCUGUUGAGUGUGCUCUUACCUGUCAUCAAACUCUCUUCCACAGCUCCCUGUCUUCCAGAAGAUGUCUCAGCCGAGUUAGAGUGUGAUACCAACGUGAUGAAUGUGAGUUGGGCACAGACCCUCGGCUUAGAUGAUUACACCGCCUGGGCCAUCAGCACCGAUGGACACAGAGCCUCCUGUAACUCAACCUCCAACUUCUGCUCCAUUCAUGACCUGCUGUGUGGAAAGCUCUACGAGGUGGCUGUCACCUCCUCCUCCAUUCACUGCGAAAUCAUAGCUGGAUCUGACUACAAGGUUCAGUCUGCUCCGUGUGAACCUGAGAACACCACUGUCGAGGAGAACUGUAGCAGCAACGUCAUGACGGUGAAGUGGAACGAGCACAGCAGCACAACACAGAACUACACUGUUAAAGCCAUGUCUGCAUCAGGUGUAAACUCCACCUGCGACUCCACUGAGAGCAGCUGCUCCUUCCUGAACCUGACCUGUGGUCAGCUCUACACUUUCACUGUGAUGGGACACACCAAUGUGUGCAUGAGCGAGAUGAGCACUCCUAUAGAGAAGCUCUCAGCCCCAUGCCCUCCCACCAAUGUGUCAGCUGAACUGAAUUGUACUACACUUAUCGCUGUGGUGAGCUGGAGUAGCGCGUCUGCAGCCACAGCCUACAGCAUUCAAGCAACCUCCUUAAAUGGACACAACUCCUCCUGCAGUGAGAUGGGCACAUCCUGUGACCUCAGCGACCUGGUCUGUGGACAGCAUUACUCUGUUGUAGUGGAGGCCAUGCACACAGGCUGCUCUGGCCCUGCCAGCACCCCCGCCUGGCUGGUUACAGAGCCCUGUGUCCCCAUGAAUCUCUCCGUCCACUACAAUGUGAGCACGGCCCAGGUGAUGUGGGCGGCAGCACGAGGUGCCAGCUCAUACUCCGUCCAGGCUGUGGCUGACCUGGGCUCGGGGGUCACCUGUAACACCAACAACACCACCUGCUCCAUGAACAGCCUGCAGUGUGGUCAGAUCUACAACGUCACUGUGAUGGCACGAAACACCGUCUGUGACAGUAUGAUCUCUGAAACUAGUCGCCUCAUGACAGAACCUUGCCCACCCACCAACGUGCAAGUCAGUAUGGCGUGUGAACAACUCACUGCGACUGUUUCCUGGCAGCAGAGUGACCACGCUGUGGGUUAUGUCGCCUACUUUGACGACCAAGGUGGCCACUUAGAUUCCUGUUAUGGCGCAGACACAAGUAUCCAAUGUGUUGUCUCAGGGCUGAUGUGUGGCACAGAGUACAACGUCUGGGUCAAGGCACUGGGUCAGCAGUACAACAGCUCUGACAGCGCAGCGGUCUCAUUUACAACAGAACCUUGCCAGACGAGCAGCAUCACAGCCUUUAUGGACUGUGAGGCCGACUCUGCUACAAUAUCCUGGCAGCCCAGCGUUGGAGUUGUGUCCUGUGUUACUGAGCUGACUGCUUCAUCAGGUCACACCACCAGCUGCAUCACCAACAACACCAACUGUCAGCUGAGCUCCCUGCAGUGUGGAGAGGAAUACAAUGUCACUGUGAAGGCUCUGGGAAAUACUUGCAACCAAACUGCUCACAUGGCAGGACACCUCACCACAGAGCCCUGUGUCCCCAUGAAUCUCUCCGUCCACCACAAUGUGGGCACGGCCCAGGUGAUGUGGGCUGCAGCACGAGGUGCCAGCUCAUACUCUGUCCAGGCUGUGGCUGACCUGGGCUCGGGGGUCACCUGUAACACCACCAACACCACCUGCUCCAUCGAUGGUCUGCAGUGUGGUCAGAUCUACAACGUCACUGUGAUGGCACAAAACCUGGCCUGCAACAGCACUUCUGAACCCUACCACCACAUGACAGAACCUUGCCCACCCACCAACGUUCAAGUCAGUAUGGCGUGUGAACAACUCACUGCGACUGUUUCCUGGCAGCAGAGUGACUUCGCUGUGGGUUACGUCGCCUACUUUGACGACCAAGGUGGCCACUCCGCUUCCUGUUAUGGCGCAAACACAAGUAUCCAAUGUGUUGUUUCAGGGCUGAUGUGUGGCACAGAGUACAACGUCUGGGUCAAGGCACUGGGUCAGCAGUACAACAGCUCUGACAGCACAGUAGUCUCGCUUACAUCAGCUCCAUGUCUGCCCAGAGAGGUAGAGAUAGAGGUGGACUGUAUUCAUGAUGGCGCUGCCGUUGUGUCCUGGAAUGCUACUUAUGGCGCAGCAAACUUUUCCCUGAGAGCCAUCGUCAGUGGAAGUAUUCUGUCACUGUGUGAAACUCAGCAGAACAGCUGUAACGUGACGGGUUUAAGUUGUGGAGAAACCUACAACCUCAGCUUCACCGCCAGCAACGAGCAGUGCAGCCUCAGUGCGCCGAUGCACGCUAACCUCACAACGCGUCCUUGUCCUCCUCAGCGUGUAGAUGUGUCCCUGCAGUGUGGCUCCCACACCGCAGUCCUGUCCUGGGAGGAGAGGUCUGAUGCUGAGCUGUACGUAGCUAACGCCAUCAAGACAUCAGGAGGGCCGGUGCAGACGUGUAACUCUACAGGCUCUACGUGUCAGUUUGCCAGUCUGGACUGUGGAGAGACGUACAACUUUACCGUAACAACAGACAGUCAAGGCUGCAGGAGCCAGGCCAGCAGCACUGUGUCCAUCCAAACAGAGCCUUGCCAGCCUGUGAUCGUUCCUGCUCAGGUGCUCUGUCAGAGUGAGCAGGUCCAGAUCUCCUGGUACCAAGCAAGUGGUGUCGUGAAUUACUUAGUAACGACUACUGGGAGCCUUGGAUACGUGAAGAUCCACAACGCAACCCAGAGUAUUCCAGCAGCUACUUUACCAUGCGGACAGGACUACAAUGUGACUGUACAAGCACAAGGCAGUGACUGUGACAGCAUCCCCAGCAGCCCUGCCUUCUUCAAAACUGCACCAUGCCCCCCCAGCGAUGUGACGACCUACGCACAGUGUGAGUUUAACAUGGGCUCAGUCAGCUGGGGGUCCAGUGAUGGCGCUGAAACAUAUGUUGCUGUAGCAACUGGGCUUGAUGGCCACGCCCACCAGUGUCUCACCAACAGCACCGACUGCAGCUGGAACGACCUGCAGUGUGGAGAGAAGUACACUGUUGUAGUGAGGGCAAAGAAUGGCAACUGCACAAGCCUGCCUAGCAACAGCUCCAUCAUCUAUAUGGAUCCCUGUGUGCCCCAGAACUUGGCUGCCACUGUGAAUUGUGAUAUGAAAGUGGUCUCACUGAGCUGGGAUGCCAGUAACGGGACAAAUGUGUAUAUGGUAUCAGGCGAGGCAGGAAACAAAACAACUGUUCUCACCACUAAUGUCACCACGGCCCACUUCUCUGGCUUUAGCUGCGGACUAAACUACAGCCUCACAGUCACACCUCAAAACCAGCACUGUCCUGGAAACUCCAGUGCAUCGGCUUCCAUACAGACAUGGCCGUGUCCACCUGCAGGAGUCUCCACCAGGCAGGACUGUCUCUCUGGCAUCGUCAUGGUAAUGUGGCAGGCAACUAAUGGGUCCGACUACUACACAGCGACAAUGCAGACUGACACUGGCAUCUCCCCCAUGUGCAUGUCCGACUCUAAUGAAUGCAGCGUCCCGGGACUCACCUGCGGGCAAAACUUCUCCGUGUCAGUCACAGCCUCCAACCAGCAGUGUAACAUCACCUCCAGUCACACCACCAGUCUGCAGUCAGUGCCAUGUGUUCCCACUAAUGUCUCCGUGGUGAUGGACUAUGAUAACAACACUGCUGUUGUGUCCUGGACCGCCAGUCAGGGGGCUGUACAGUACUCAUUGAUGGCCCACAGUAGUCAUAACAACGUCAGCUGUCAAACCUCUAGCCUCAACUGUAGCCUUGACAACAUCACCUGUGGCAACAGCUACUCUGUUCAGGUGGUUGCUAUGGAUGACAACUGCUCCAGUAUCCCCAGCCAGGCUCUGGUAUUCAACUCAGCGCCCUGCCCGCCUCAGAACGUGAGUGCUGAGGUCGACUGUUUGUCAAACGACCUGAUGAUUUAUUGGGAUGCCGUCAGAGAAGCAGACCACUUUUUGACAUCAGUAACUGCAGACAAUGGAGUAAACAUUGGUGGCUGUAACACCACAAACACUGCAUGUUCCAUGAGAAAUAUGACAUGUGGGAAAACAUUCAGUGUUCAUGUCACCUCCAUCAGAGGCCCCUGUAGAAGCCAGCAGAGUCAGGCCUACAGUAUCAUGUCAGCUCCCUGCCAGCCUGAGAGAAUUAGUGGCAGGCUCGAUUGUGUGACAAAUUCUGGCUGGAUAUCAUGGGACGCUGCUCCAGGGGCAGACUGCUAUACUGUGUCAGCUGUAGGUGAAGACAACUAUAUAGGCAACUGCACCUCUUCCUCCAACACAACCUGUGAGGUGGAAGGCCUGGCCUGUGGUUCACUAUAUAACUUCAGUGUUAUUGCUAAAAACAGCAAAUGUGAGAGUCAGCCAAGCACCACGAUCGACCUGCAGACAGCUCCCUGCACCCUCUCUGGUAUCACAGCGGUUGCUCAGUGCCACAAUUCCUCAAUCCUCGUGUUGUGGGAUGCCGAGGGAAACACUGUGUACACUGCCACAGCAGAAGCCAGUGAUCACACCUACCUCUCCUGCAAUAAUACUGGCACUAGCUGCUACCUCCAUGGAGCACAGUGUGGCCUCCAUUACACCAUCAUUGUUGCCGCUUCAUCAGACCAGUGCAGCAGUCUGAGGAGUCCACCAUACAGAAUAAGCAUGGAGCCGUGUCCACCCAGUAAUGUGGUGGUGGUUGGGUCAACCUGUGCGGACGACAGUGCGCUGGUGUCCUGGAGCCCCUCUCUUGUAGCUGAAACAUAUCAUGUGGUCACAAUGGGCGCAAAUGGACAUGUGCAUACAUGCAACACCACCUCCAGUAACUGCAGCAUAUCGGAGCUCCACUGUGGCCAGCAGUAUGACAUAUCUGUGACUGCCAGCCACGAGAACUGCACCAGCAAAGCCAGUCAAAACGCUACACUUAACACAGGUCCCUGCCAGCCAGAUGGUCUCUCAGUUAUUUCACACUGUAACAAUCAGUCCGCAUUGUUGUCAUGGACUCCCGGAGAUAACGCUGUGGACUACUAUGGCUGUGCCCAGGCCGAAAAUGGAGACAUGCUGUACUGUGAAAGCACAAAUCCCAGCUGCACCAUCCAGGGCCUUGAUUGUGGAACACUUUACAAUUUCACUGUUCAGGCCUCAGAUGGGACAUGCAACAGCUCCGUCAGUGACCCAGUGCAGAGUGGAGCAGCCCCUUGUCCCCCAGACAGUUUUGAUGUGGGGCUCUUUACGAUGCAGAAUGAAGCCCAGAUGUUGUACUUCAACUGGACUCAGAUGACCUGUAGAGACACUGAGUAUUUGCUGGAGUUAAACGGAAGUCUGCUGGGAGAUAGCCAGGCCCUGUUUGAGAUCUCUUCCUAUUGGACAAGCAUGACGUACUUUGAGAUUCCUCUCCCCUGCGGUUCAUCCUACUGGGCUACAGUGAAGAGCAGGAACACUGGUGGUACCAGCCAGCCCUCUGUGCUGCUCAGUGGUACAACAGCUCCAUGUCCACCAAUAGCAGUGGAGUACAGUGGUAACAACACCUUUGCCACAGUUUCAUGGAACACGUCAGUGUUUGCCACCUCAUACACCGUGUACGACAACAGUGUGACGCCCAGAUCUCAGCUGUGCAGCACUGCAGGACUGUCCUGUUCUCUGCACAGCAUCACAUCCACUGACCUGGUGAUAACAGCCAGCAACACAGCUGGGGACAGUGAAGAGACAAGUGUGCCAAUUGCAGGUUCCUCAGAUCGCAGAAGAAGAGAUCUAAGUGGACACUCCCUAGAAAAUCGCCUCCCAGCUCCAGUACUAAAUGUCAAACAAGCACUGCCUACAGUUAUUUUCCUGGAGUGGUCUCCAGUUGAAGCUGCCUCCCAGUACAGCCUGCUCAUCAGGAAACAGGACAGCUCCAGAGAGUCAGAGGAGAUAACGGUGCAGGGCGAGAGCAUCAUUCUCACUGAUCUGAUUCCAAACUCGGCCUACUGUUUCUCCUUGUCGGCAGAGUACACUGCAACUAGUGGACCUGAGUCGGAGCCUGUGUGUGUGCAAACAGCACAGGAUCUGUCCCAAUAGGAAAACACUUGUGUAGACACAGCUAGGGGUCUGCAAACGUCUCAGGACUCAAAUGUGGGGAUAACUGUCAAGGUGGCAGCAUUGUCAACAUAUGAGUGACAAAUUGUAUACCAUUUACCAAAUAACAAUAACUUUAGUUCUGUAACCUUGUUAAGAUUUCAUGUGACAUCUUUUGAUAUAACACGGGAAUUAGCAUGGGUUACAUGUUUACACUUAUGAGGUAUGACUAACACAUAUUCCAAAGAGCUCAUGACCAAAGGGUUUUUAAGUUGAUCUAUUCUAUACUGUGUACAAAACGUAUUAUCAUUUGCCUACUGUUGGUUGAAGUUACAUAUUUUAUAUCUGGGGGUUUGUUCUAUUUCAUAUAUUUACAUUGCUUUUGUAAAUUAUGUAAUAGUCAUCUUAGAGUUAAUAUAUCAGGGAGUGUUUACCUUUCACUAUGCCUGUGUAUUUUAUAUGGAAGCUAUGUUCAGACUACAUUGUAAUAAAACUAUCCAAAGAUA